GAAGACAGUACAAGAGCGAAGACUAAAUACUGAAAUUAUCUCGGGAUCAGUCGACACUCGUCCGUGUUGCCGGUUGAACGCAUCUUCCAGCUAAUCGCACAUGAGAGAUCACGUGAAUGUUUUCCGAUUUUUAUUCUAAAAAAUCGACACUCAGUUGAAUUCCAAAAUGUGAUUUUUUGCCAGCUGCGAAGAAAAUUCAAAACUUGUGAAAAAAAAAUUUUUAGCGAUUUUUCCAAUGAUUAUUAAGAAACAGUUCAGGUGAUUGAUCGAUCGAAGUGUGCGAAAAUUUUUAAUCCCUGGAUGAUGGAGAAAAUUAGUUCCGUUAUUCCCGUUGACCGUAAGGCGCGGGUCAAGGGUCAGAGAAAUGAAAAAAUAUCGGCGAGUGACGAUUCGACUCGCGCAUUUUUAAAUUUUUCGCGUGAAAAUUUGAGCGUAUUACAAUCGGACAUUGAACGGGGUUUCCCGAGGAAGACACCGGGAUGUUUAAAAAUAAAUCGGCAGACGAUGCUGAGUUUGUUGGCAAUUUGUCUCGCAAUUGUGUGUCUAACUGUUGAGGCAGUUAAGAUUAAGAAGAUUGUGAAUAACACAAGGAAUAUUGACGGGAUUAAAGUGGAAUUGGAAACACUGAAAAAGAAGAUCCUGGAGCUUAAUCUCUUGGAGGAGUUCAAGGCCUUCGAACAACAGUUGUACGCCGACGAAGAUGAUUUCAACGACACUGAUAUCGACGAGUACGACUACAAUUAUGAUAAUAACUACGAUGCAAAUCAGAAUAAUUACCCCACCGAUGACGAAACACCGUCAUCAAUAAGAAGCGAUCAAACUACACUAACAUCACGAUCGCAACCAAUCGCGGAAAAAGAUGGGAAAAUUCCUCCGAGUCCCCACGAAAUCUACGAAACUGGAAACGAGAAUUCUGCGAACUCCAAGCACACCAAGACCAAACGAUUUAUCUCUAAAGAAUCACAGACACUGAAUAUCAAUGGAGAACAUCCAGGUGUUCAGUCAGAACUAUUACGAAGUCGUGAAAAUGAUACCAAUGGGAAUUUGAUGGGGUUGAAUUCUAGGGACACGAUUUUUUCGAAGAAAUAUUAUGGGAGCAGACGUCGUAGGCCGCAUCGAAAGGCGUCUGACAUGAAGAAGGCAAUGAAGAUUCGGGGGAUGUCCCGCAGGCACAUUCGCCCAUCUCGUCAGAUUUUCGCUGCCCAUUACGGUGCGGACAGCACAAUGUUCCACAGGGACGACGAGCACACCGGGAACGGCCGCGCCAGGCACAAUGAGGGAGUCUUCAAGGCUUGGCGGGGAAGCAACUGGAUGGACGAUCUCGGGAUGAAUCGAUAUUUCUCAUUAGCCAGAGACGGUAAAUUGACUGUUCACGAGGCUGGCCUCUAUCUCGUUUAUGCGCAGAUCCAUUAUCUCGAUGAGCAUGAUGAGAAUGGCUUCCAUUUGCUGGUUAAUGGACAACCGAUUCUGCAAUGCAUGGUAUACAGCCCCGGGAACGGCCACAAAAGCAGAUCUUGCUUCUCAGCUCAAGUGACGUAUCUGUUAUCGGGGGAUCGUGUCGUCUUGAAAGAAGUUGGUCCGGCGCGGUACACGUUGUUUCAGGCUGAUAAAAGUUUCUUCGGUCUCGCCAAACUCGGUGAUAAUAGACAAUCUCAACAGAACCAAAUGAGACAUAACAACUCGGCACAACUACAAACUACACCAUUUCAGUAGCUGUAUGACUAUUUAUACCUGUUUAUUUAUAAUGUUUAUAUCAAUUUUUAUAUAAAUACUGACUUCAGCUUGUGAGAAACUUUGUUGUAUUAUAUUGCACGUAAUUAUGUAAUUAUUCAGCGAAUAAAUCACUUUCUUUUCUACUUUGAAUGGAAGAGGUAAGUUUAUUGAGA
Molecule: messenger RNA, 1886 nt
Organism: Diachasmimorpha longicaudata
Lineage: Eukaryota; Metazoa; Arthropoda; Insecta; Hymenoptera; Braconidae
Gene: egr
Product: protein eiger
Exons: 4
Coding region: 301-1713 (470 amino acids)
Biological process (GO): immune response
Cellular component (GO): membrane
Molecular function (GO): receptor ligand activity; tumor necrosis factor receptor binding
Source: RefSeq, a predicted model, not a curated record